Ochlerotatus camptorhynchus is the source of this 2492-nucleotide messenger RNA. RefSeq names its product DNA repair protein XRCC1 (gene XRCC1). Gene Ontology annotation, biological process: base-excision repair; single strand break repair; double-strand break repair via nonhomologous end joining. The transcript has 5 exons. The record is from RefSeq and is a predicted model, not a curated record. Gene Ontology annotation, molecular function: damaged DNA binding. NCBI's taxonomy places the organism in Eukaryota, Metazoa, Arthropoda, Insecta, Diptera, Culicidae. Bases 153 to 2396 code for a protein of 747 amino acids. Gene Ontology annotation, cellular component: nucleus.
CCGCUGCAUCGCAUAUUCGGCGCAUAUUUUUUGUCGUGUUGUUUCCGUUGUUUCUCGUUCAUUCUAAUACAAAAUUUUAUGUUCUAUUGACAAAAUUGAUCCAGUUUUGAUGCUGAAGUGAUUAAUGAAUCGUACAAGAAAGCAGCAGAAUAAUGCCCAAUGUUAUACUGAAAUCCGUCGAAAGCUUCAGCAGUGAAGAUCCGAACUUCCCCGCUUCAAACCUCCUGGCCAAGGAAGCGCGCAAAUGGAAGUGUCGUGAAGCAGGCGAGAAGAGCGCCUCCGUGGUGUUGCGUCUCGAAAAGCCACUGACCAUCCACGGGAUCGAUGUGGGAAAUGAACACUCGGCGUUCAUUGAAGUGCUGGUGGCGCGCAGUGGACCUACGAAUCCCGAAUUUAAAGAAAUAUUGCUGAUGUCUUCGUUCAUGACUCCGAUCGAGAGUAGAAAUUCGACUAGUAGCAAUCGUGUGAGGUGUUUUACCGCUAGUGCUUUGGUGGAACCGGUUGCACGGGAACAAUGGGACCUGGUGAAAAUUAUCUGCACACAACCGUUCAAUAGCCGAGUGCAGUAUGGGGUUGCGUUCGUGACCCUUCAUACGGCAAAUGUGGAGAAGAAGCACGAUAAACCGCUGGUCCCGGAAAAGUUUAAGAAGCAGAUCCAGGAGGUGAUUCGUACACAGGAACAGCCCAAGGUAAUGAAGUUGGGUAGGUUUACGAUUCGGGAGGAAUCACCGGACUCACCGGAUGAGGGUAAUAUUUCGGCAUCGGCACUUUUUAAUCGCUGGAAAGAGAGCCGAACGGGAUUGGCAAGUCCGAAAGCAGCCAACAGCUCGACGAAAACGAGUGUUUUGUCAACUGCGGCUGCAAUCCGGAAUGCAUCGACCCCGGCUGGAGUUAGAAAUAGACAAUCCACUCCGGUGGUCAACAAAAAGCCGGUUUCGAUAACACCCAAGACGAAACCUCGGCUGUUUGAUGAUGAUGAUGAUGGUGAAGACGACGCUAAGUCGCUCAAUAGGAAUCGUGAAUCACUUUUAUAUGAUAAGGAUGACGAUAAACCUAACGAAAAGUUGGAGAAGAAAAUAGCUGAAGAUCGUGCUCGUCAACAACGGGAAAAGGACGCAAAAGUGGAGAAAGAAAAACGAGAUCGGUCACUUUCGGAGAAGAAAGGAAAAACCCACGAUUCGUCGGCACCGAAGUUCAAAGACUUUUUGUUCGAUGAUCCACCUGUGAGCAAAAAUCACUCGUCUGAGAAGAAGUCCAAAGAAUCGAGUGCGUCCGAGGACAAGCGACAUCGGUCUAGAUCUCCACAGGCGAAUGGUUCAUCCCCGGAUAAACAUCAACGGAAGCGGCGUGACUCAAAGGAAGAUGACCACCGGGAAAAGAAGUCAUUUUCUGAUGCGAGACAAAAGCGGCCAUCUGAAUCACCAGCAACAACAAAAAAUCAACCGUCGAGCAGUGGUAAAGAAAGAUCUGCCAGCAAGAGACCAAAACUGCAGUUUAGUGACGACGAAGAGGAAGCUCGGGAAAAAAGCAAACGUAAACCGGCGACCUACAAGCCAUUUAACAAACUGUUGGAGAAUGUUGUCCUGGUCAUCAGUGGCAUACAGAACCCUGGUCGAGCUAAUCUGCGAAACCAAGCGAUCGCAUUGGGAGCCAAAUACAAAUCCGACUGGGAUCCAAGCUGUACUCAUUUAAUCUGCGCUUUCAAGAACACGCCAAAGUACAACCAAGUGCGUGGCAAAGGUAAAAUUAUAAAGAAAGAUUGGAUCGAACGGUGCCAUGCGCUGCAGAAGCGUCUUUCGUGGCGUAAGUUUGCCCUGGACUCAAGUGAAGCAGAGCAAACGGAUUCCGAGGGCGAAAUUGUCGACAUUGCCAACAAACCAAGUCCUACUGGGUCCAGGGACAAAACCAAGGAAAGCAAAGGGCAUGUUCGAGAAACAGACGAAGAAGCACUGGCUCAUUACGAUCUGGAUGAUGUAGAGCUGGUGGAGAAUCCGAAACCGGACACAGUUGAGAUUUCCGGAUCGGAUACGGAAGAGGAGAUCGAGCGAGUGAAACAGAAGAAGCAAACCAAGGAGACGGGCGCAAUGUACGAUAAGAGUACCGAGGACGAAGGCCAAAACGGCAAUGCAGACGCUUUCGCCCCUUUGGAAUUCUUUAAAGGGAAAACAUUCUUCGUAGAUCCCGAAAUCGGUGCCGUUGACAUGAUCAAGCUGGAACGUUACAUUCAAUUGUAUAAAGGAACUGUGGCCAAAACACCAGCAGAAGCAUAUUACAUUGUGACACGUAACAAUAAGCCCAUGGGUGAGAAUUUCAAAGGUGAACUAAUUAAACCCCUUUGGGUCUACGAAUGCCACGACAUGGAAUGUCUCAUCCCUUCUCAACGGUAUCGACCAUAACGGAGCACAAGGUAACUAUUGCUCGUUUUCCACGUUCUCUAUUUAUUAAAUUAUCGGUUCAUUUUAAUCAAUACAAAAGUUAGUGCGAAACUCAAA